GUGAGGGCUUGUAGGCAACACUGCAACUGUCAGCGGCACCCAAACACAACCCUCAGUGUGCAGCUGCCCUCAAAGGCUCUCCCAUCUGGACACCCAUGACCCAGGAUCCCGCUGCAAUGACCUGGUGGAAGGACUAUUUCUGGAUCAUUUUAGCUGUGGCCAUCAUUGUCGUCUCCUUGAUUCUGGGCCUUAUCCUGUUUUGUGUCUGUAGGUGGCAGCUUCGACAAGGUAAGAAAUGGGAAAUUGCUACACCUUUGAGCCAGAACCAAGGAGAUGAAGAAAAGAUGUAUGAAAAUGUUUUUAAACAAUCACCAGGCCUGAUACCUCCUCUGCCACCCAGGGGUUCCCUGUCUCCAGGAGACUCCACCCUACAGGACUCUGAAAACCAGUCGCCAGCUAAAUACACAUCAGUGAAGAAAUUUAAAAACAAGAAGAUCUUUUCUUUCCCUGGUGACAUUGAGCCUGAAGAUGACUAUGAUGAUGUUGAAAUUCCUCCAAAUACAGAAAAUCAUCAUUUUAAAACAGUCACUUCUUCAUGGCAAGCUGAAGAGGUUUCUCACAACACAUUCUAAAAACAACCAAGAAGCAAGACGCUGGUUGCUCACACCUGUAAAUCCUAGCUACU
Molecule: messenger RNA, 625 nt
Organism: Dipodomys ordii (Ord's kangaroo rat)
Lineage: Eukaryota; Metazoa; Chordata; Mammalia; Rodentia; Heteromyidae
Gene: Scimp
Product: SLP adaptor and CSK interacting membrane protein
Exons: 5
Coding region: 96-572 (158 amino acids)
Cellular component (GO): immunological synapse; tetraspanin-enriched microdomain; membrane
Source: RefSeq, a predicted model, not a curated record